UAUCAGUUUGGUACUUUUCUUUUAGGCGUGCACUAUGUUUUCAUUGUUAAUGUUCAUUUUGUUUCAGGGUCGAUCAUGGACAUUUUGAUGAUGUUGUGUAUUGCAUGUCUGGCUACUUCCAAUCAAGCCGACCAGACCAGUGCAAGGAGAGACAGCAUUGUUCAGAAUGUGACAGUACAACUGGAUAUUGUCUGACAGACUGUGACACUGGGUACUUCGGUAUGAAUUGCAGGUCAGUGUGUAGCAAGACCUGCAGAAACCACUCAUGUCGGACAUCAAAUACCGGCAUCGGUGAUUGCACUGAAGGAUGUGUCCCUGGAUAUCAAGGCAUUGGCUGCAACAUACAAUGUGACAGUCCAGGAGGUAGCUGUACAGCAUGUCCAGGUGGUUGUGAUGGAGAAUAUUGUCAGCUGGGCUCAUCCUGUGUGUCUGGAUGUGUAGACUCCUACUACGGCAAUGACUGUAAGUCGUGCUGUAGUCGAUGUAAGUCCUGCAACAGGAUCACUGGAGUGUGUCGAGAGUGCCAGCUCAAUUAUUGACAGGACUGUGAAUAUUCUUGUAAAAACUGCGUCAGUGGGAGAUGUAAUGACACAGGUUGGUGUACAGACGGAUGUGAAGAAGGAUGGUACGGGAUGAACUGUUCCAGCCAGUGUAACUCUAAGUGUUUGAACACAAGAUGUACGAAUACAGGUGAUUGUACUGACGGUUGUAUUCCUGGAUAUUUUGGAAGAGGAUGCGAAUCCUGCCCAGUUGGAUGUUGGAAUAACACGUGUCUGACAAGCAGCGGAUCCUGUACACGGGGAUGCAGCCGAGGAUUGUAUGGACAAUAUUGUAACAUGUCUUGUGAUGUGUGCCUGGAUGGGGAGUGUCUGCAGAUGACAGGCACGUGCAUCAAAGGCUGUCACGUGACAGGACGUGGAUGUAAUUCUACCUGCAGGAACUGUUCCAUUGCUGAUUGCACUGCUCAAUCAUGUGAAGGUGAAAAUGAUGAAAGUGGCGGAAGAGGUAUACAAAAAGCACUGGGGACAGCAUUGGUGAUGUUUGGUUUCAUCAUCAUCAUGGUAAUCUGCUUCGGGUGUCUGAGGCGUAAGGACUCUAAAAGUGAAGUGAAAAUUGAGGCAAAGGUCACGUGUCCACAAGAGAUCGAAGUCAGACAGUCACAUGUACGCAGACAGGCACGUGACUCGGAUCACAUAUACAGUGACAUCGACGAGGAUGAAAUGGGUCCAGUUAUAGUGUAUCUUUAGUUGAUACCUCAUCCGGAAUCUGUCAAGGAUGUAUUCCUUGGGGGUGUCUCAAUACUAAAUAUAGUGAAGACUGACAUUCGUGUUCUUAAAACUUCCUUUCACUGAGUUCCAUCAAAGUCAAGCCUCUAUCUACCUUGCAUUAAACAUACGUUUCGUUGAAAUAAAAAUGUUUCUAUAAUUUCCUUGCAUUGUACGUACGUUUCGUUGAAUUAAAAAUGUUCUAUAAUUACCUUGCAUUGUACGUACGUUUCGUUGAAUUAAAAAUGUUUCUAUAAUUACCUUGCAUUGUACGUACGUUCCGUUGAAAUAAAGAU
Messenger RNA from Haliotis rubra (blacklip abalone), 1561 nucleotides. Its product is annotated as multiple epidermal growth factor-like domains protein 6. NCBI's taxonomy places the organism in Eukaryota, Metazoa, Mollusca, Gastropoda, Lepetellida, Haliotidae. The transcript is spliced from 4 exons. The record is from RefSeq and is a predicted model, not a curated record. The coding region runs from base 633 to 1247 and encodes 204 amino acids.